GUGUUUCUUCUUCCCUCACCGGUCGCCACCUGAUUCAGAGACAGAGAGAGAGAGAGAAGGCGCCCAUAGAGGGGAGAGAGAGAGAGAACCUUUCUUUCAUUCUUCCUCUUUCACCGGGCUUCUCUCUCUCUCGCGCGCAUACUCCUCAGAGGCGAAAGACUCUCUCCUCUUCCGACAGCUUUUCCGUCAUGAUCUCCUUGAACCGCACCUCUUUGCUGAGCAACUCAGGCGUUAAUGGGUCGGGUAUAAAUGCCCGGAGACAGAGAUGCCGACCCCCAGCUUAUGUGAAGGUCCUUGCUUCGCGUUCAAAUCAGGAUCAGAAAGGGAUAGCAACCAGCGAACGAAGCGGCAGCGCUUUGGUGGAGAGUACAUUGAAGGAAACGAAGGACCAUGCUCCAUCUUCGUGCGUCAGCGUCGACCUCGAUUCCACCGUCGGUGGCGGCGUCAAGGACGUGUACGGUGAAGAUAGCGCCACGGAGGAUCAGCUCGUGACGCCCUGGGCUGUGUCUGUGGCUAGUGGAUAUAAUUUAUUACGAUAUCCACACCAUAAUAAAGGACUGGCCUUCUCUGAGAAAGAGAGGGAUGCACACUAUCUGCGUGGCCUCCUCCCUCCAACAGUUGUUUCUCACGAUCUUCAGGUGAAGAAAAUGAUGCACAACAUUCGCCAAUAUCAAGUUCCCUUGCAGAAGUAUAUGGCCAUGAUGGAUCUUCAGGAAAUGAAUGAAAGACUAUUUUACAAGCUUCUCAUUGAUAAUGUUGAGGAGCUACUUCCUGUUGUCUACACUCCAACUGUUGGUGAAGCUUGCCAAAAAUAUGGGAGCAUCUUCAGGCGUCCUCAGGGCCUGUUUAUUAGCUUGAAAGAAAAGGGGAGGAUUCUUGAGGUGUUGAAGAAUUGGCCAGAGAGGAGUAUUCAGGUUAUAGUUGUGACCGAUGGUGAGCGGAUCUUGGGACUCGGAGAUCUUGGUUGCCAGGGAAUGGGGAUACCAGUGGGAAAGCUUUCAUUAUACACUGCUCUUGGAGGAGUCCGUCCUUCAGCAUGCUUGCCUGUGACCAUUGAUGUGGGGACAAACAAUGAGAACCUGUUGAACGACGAGUUCUACAUUGGGCUCAGGCAGAGGAGGGCUACUGGACAGGAGUAUGCUGAACUUCUACAUGAAUUCAUGACUGCAGUCAAGCAGAUCUACGGGGAAAAAGUCCUUAUCCAGUUUGAAGACUUCGCAAACCACAAUGCAUUUGAUCUACUUGAGAAGUAUGGCACAACUCAUCUUGUUUUCAAUGAUGAUAUUCAGGGAACAGCUUCAGUGGUCCUUGCUGGGCUUGUCGCGGCUCAAAAAUUAGCUGGCAGAACGUUGGCUGAUCAUAGGUUCUUAUUCCUGGGAGCUGGAGAGGCUGGUACUGGAAUAGCUGGACUCAUAGCCCUUGAGGUGUCAAAACAGACGGGCGCUCCUUUGGAAGAGACUCGUAAGAACAUAUGGCUUGUCGACUCAAAGGGAUUGAUUGUUAGCUCCCGAAAGGAGUCUCUGCAACACUUCAAGAAGCCCUGGGCUCAUGAGCAUGAACCCAUUAAGGAACUUGUGGAUGCUGUAAAAUCAAUCAAGCCAACUGUGCUGAUUGGAACAUCUGGAGUGGGAGGAACGUUCACCAAAGAAGUGGUUGAGGCCAUGGCCGCUCUAAAUGAGAAACCAAUAAUUCUCUCUCUUUCAAACCCGACUUCACAAUCAGAAUGUACGGCAGAAGAAGCAUACACAUGGAGUCAGGGCCGUGCUAUCUUUGCGAGUGGAAGCCCGUUCGCUCCUGUUGAGUACGAAGGGAAGGUUUAUGUCCCUGGCCAGGCAAAUAAUGCCUAUAUCUUUCCUGGACUUGGGCUGGGCUUGAUAAUGUCUGGCGCAAUUCGGGUUCACGAUGAUAUGCUUUUGGCUGCCUCCGAGGCCUUGGCUGCACAGGUGACUCAGGAAAAUUAUGACAAGGGACUCAUAUACCCGCCUUUCGCUAAUAUCAGAAAGAUUUCCGCACAUAUUGCAGCCGAUGUGGCUACCAAAGCUUAUGAACUAGGUUUGGCAACUCGCGUUCCUCGACCGGAUGAUCUGGUGAAGUAUGCAGAAAGCUGCAUGUAUAGCCCCGCCUACCGAAAUUACCGGUGAACCCCGCGAGAGAUGCUACUGAAGUUUUGCCGCUUCAAGUUUGCUAUUGGAGCAUAGUAUUUAUCGAUCUUUCUGUUCUCUGUUUGCCUCAUUGGUUAUUUAUAUACCCUGCCACUACCUAGGACAGAUGUUCUACGAAAUGAAAUGAAGAAUUUAGGUCAUACAAUAGUGAAAGACGAAAGUGGGAUUAUAGCUAAUAUCUAAUGUCAAAAAGCUUUCCAGACAUGACCAAGAGUCAAAUCUCAAAUAUUAGCGUAGCUUGAGCUGGAUCAGUUCAACGGAAACAAUCCUUGCAACGUACGUGCCUGAAGGUUAUUUCGGUCUC
Messenger RNA from Rhodamnia argentea, 2466 nucleotides. RefSeq names its product NADP-dependent malic enzyme-like. The transcript has 20 exons. Gene Ontology annotation, cellular component: chloroplast. NCBI's taxonomy places the organism in Eukaryota, Viridiplantae, Streptophyta, Magnoliopsida, Myrtales, Myrtaceae. Bases 189 to 2141 code for a protein of 650 amino acids. The record is from RefSeq and is a predicted model, not a curated record. Gene Ontology annotation, biological process: malate metabolic process; pyruvate metabolic process. Gene Ontology annotation, molecular function: malate dehydrogenase (decarboxylating) (NADP+) activity; NAD binding; malate dehydrogenase (decarboxylating) (NAD+) activity.